This is a messenger RNA of Maylandia zebra (zebra mbuna), 1801 nucleotides long. RefSeq names its product yippee-like 3 (gene ypel3). The record is from RefSeq and is a predicted model, not a curated record. NCBI's taxonomy places the organism in Eukaryota, Metazoa, Chordata, Actinopteri, Cichliformes, Cichlidae.
CCACAUUCUAACGUCACUCGGAGGCUCUGAUUGGUCAGCGGGGAUUUGUUUUGCACUACCCAGACUUCCUCCUAUGCGUGUUUUCAUAAACAAAUCGCAUUUUCCCUCCCGCCGAGGUCGCUGCUUUCGCUCCUUGUCAGCCUGCCAGCUUUGUCGGCGUCCAGCUCCACUUUUAAAGAAGGUCGUUUCGGAACUUUGAGCGCUGGUUCUGGUUCAAAAAACAAAAGAGAGACGCGGGUAAACGGGCUCCGCUUCAACAGCCAGAGCUGUCUGUCCUUUUUUGUGUGUCCGAACCGCCAACGCGUGGUCGAUCGUUUCUCACCAAACUGACCGUUUUUCUGCCUUUUACCUGAAGUUUUUCAGCUGCCGGCCACACCAGUCCGCUGUCUAGACUGUGGGGAGCUUCGGUGUUUUUAGACAUGGUGAAGCUGACAAAAGCCAAGACGUUCCAGGCGUAUCUGGACUCCUGCCACCGCCGUUACAGCUGUGUGCACUGUCGCGCCCAUCUGGCCAAUCAUGACGAUCUUAUCUCCAAGUCUUUCCAAGGCAGCCAGGGCCGAGCCUACCUCUUCAACUCUGUGGUCAAUGUCGGCUGCGGCCCUGCUGAGGAGAGACUGCUGCUCACGGGACUUCAUGCUGUGGCUGACAUCUACUGCGAAAACUGUCACACCACGUUGGGCUGGAAAUAUGAACAGGCCUUUGAACUGAGUCAGAAGUACAAGGAGGGGAAGUACAUCAUCGAGCUGUCCCACAUGAUAAAGGACAACGGUUGGGACUGAGAGGGAAAUCUUCGUCUUUCGUCAUGACUUUUUCACAAGUUGCGAAAACGGUUCCAGUGUAGCUUCUUCAUCCCACGUUCGAGCCAUCGCUGUGCCACACUUUCACUUCAUACAGCUUUGCCAAGAAUAGCAUGUGAUGCCUUAUCUUUAUCUGUUCUUCGUGUUUUGUUUCCUUUUUUUUCCAGCAAGCACGACAACACAUUUGCUGAUAAUGCUGUCCUAAGUGCUAGUUGUGCAGGAGGACAUGGAUUGAAUGAGUGCGGGGUUUGCGCGUGAGAACUUGGAGAUGUAGUCACACGGGGCACCAGUUGGUGUUACAUUUUGAGCACGCCUAUUAGCGAUUAAACCACUGAAACGGCCUCGCCCCGUGGUGGGCAGGCCGGUGCAAGUCAAAUUAUCUGAUCUUAAACACUGGAUGCAGGUAUUUGGGUUUUCCUUUUGACUUUAAGGUGCAUAUUUAGAUGUAAAUGACCCAAACUGAGUGAAUUAUUUAGGCUUGUUUAAUCCAGAGAUCCCUUCUUUUUUGAUGUGAGGGUAUGGGAACGCUUAGAGAAGCGGGAUGGGCUUUUUUUUUUAUGAGUUAAUGUUUUUAAGAUUAGUAAAACUUGUUCAUAUUUUGCCUAAAAAGCCCACAAACAUCUUGUAAUUCAUAAUCUGGGGUAAGUCUUCCUCUUGAAGGUCUACCUUUUAGUGUGUGUUUGGGUGGGAAUGUGUAUGAGUGCAGUGUUUGCUCAUAAGUCUUAAGCUGGAUAGUGUUGAGAAGCAUUGAUCUGGAGUUGAUUCACAUUUAGAUUUUCCACUGCACAUUCGGGAUAUCUUCACUCUUAAUGCGGAUCCUUCAUAUGUUUGUGACCUAACACUAAAGCAGCCCUUAGAUUUCCUAGAUUGUGCUAGAGCAGAGUGUGAUUUGGGUAAUGUAGCAUAUUUAUGGUGAUUUUUUUUUUUUUUUAAAUGUCUGCUUCUUUCAUUAAAGUGUUUUUUAUUUUAACCUGAUAUUUCAUUAAAAUACAGUAUGCCAGUAA